UACAACAAUAACAAUAACAUGACACUGCCAACAACAGGAACAACUUCAACAUAUUUUACAUACAGCAUACCAGGCAUGGACAUAACGCCAGGACCACUUGUAUUCACCUAUGUUAGUGAAUUUUUAUCAUUUAUAACACCAGAAGAAUUACCACUCGAUCUGGUGAGAGAAGCGCUACAUAAAAAUCUUACAAUAGUGGAUUUCGCAUCAAAUGCCAUCAAAGUCGAAUCUGGUUUUAUAGCGAUUAUGACAAUAUUUGCGAUUUUUGCAUUUGUACCAUUAAUAGCCACAUGCGCUUGGUGUUGUUGUGGUCGUCGUUUAGAUGAAGAAGAAUUAGCCCGAGAUGGUCCAGUUACAAUGAUGGACGAAUCUCUAGAAGAUACUUUAAUCUGCCGAAAGCGUGCAUCGGUAGCAACACUAUGGAUAACGUUUAUAUUUUUAGUCUUAAGCGAUGUUUGCAUAUUUUAUGCUAACAGCCGUUUGGCUUCUACCGUUGAAAUGGCACCAGAAAUGGUUAAAUCUACCGUACAUGAUAUGGAAGUAUUUCUAAAAGACACACAUUUACAAAUCAAACAUAAAUUAGAUAAUGGUUUUCAUGUUUCUGUUGAGAAAGUUGUUAAGGACUUAGAGGACGUUGAUGUACUACUUGGAGAACCAAUUCAGGCGGAAAUAUCUGCAAAUACUGGUAUCGAACUGGCAUACGAUUCUUUAGCUACAAUCAGUUUAGCAAAUGCUGAGUUGAUAUAUCGUGUCCUUAUGCUGCAAGAGACUGUCGGACGCGCCUUGAAAAUAUCACAAGAGGCUGCUGCACGUAUGGAGGAACUACAAAUCCAAUUGUCCGUGUUGCAACGUCAGUGUACAUAUCGUGAUCGACCACUUUGCGAUACACUAAGGAUAAGAAGUUUCGAAGAAAAUGGCAUUAUUGAAGCACUCAAAGCGUUGCAAGAGGACCAGACGAUAUUCCGUAUGCGAUAUUUGGGUGAAAUUGAAUUUGGUGCAACUGUCAAGAAUCUGUCAUCGGAGGUGGGUGUGUCACGUUCAAUAUUUAGCAAUUAUCCGCAACAAGUUAAACAUGACACGGCAUAUGAACGAAAUUAUACCUUGGAGCAAUUGGAGAAUAUAAGGCACCGCACUACGGCGAACGCCCAAAUGCUAACAUCGACCAUUAAUGUGCUCCUGGAUCGGUUGCAGGGGACAUGGGAAAGUGUACAACCCAAAUAUAACGAGCUGCAGGAAUGGUCAAAUUAUUAUUGGACAACUGGUUGGAUAACGGGCUUGGUUAUCAUUUGGGUGCUGCUAUUUGCAGUAAUGGCAUAUUGUUGCUUCCUUUGUGAGUCCAAUGUGAAGGCUGGAUUUGUGCUAUUUAUCGCCGUGUUUAUUAUAUGUGUCGGUAGUAUUUGCAUUACGCUGUACGGUGUGUUGACAUUAGCCGUUGGCGGCAAUACAGAAAUUUUCCUAUGUCGUGCCUUGUACGAUGGCAGCGCUGAUAGAGGUAACGAAUUUAAUAUGCUAGGUAAGUUAUUGGACAAACCGGGCUAUAUGUAUGAAUAUGAACCACAAAAUGGCAUAAUUGGUGAACUAUUACGUCCAAAUGGUGUAAAUCGCUCAAUUGUGAAUGUUAGCUUGGCAACAGCCUUGAGAGGCUGUGAGCAAAAUGAAGCAUCGUACAAUGUCUUCCAAUUGGAUGCAUUCGUUAAUACAACGCAAAUUUCCGAUUUGAAACAAUUUCCAAAAGUGACAACAGCCAUCGAUGCAAUUGAUGUGUCCGAACGUACGCUUUUGUCGUUGACGCAGACAAUACAAAACAUAUUGGAGAAUAUGUUGCAGACAUCUUCGUUCAAUUUGACCUCAUAUCGGGCCAGUAUUGGAGCACCAACGCCUGAAAAAGAUUUGGCUACGUUCAUCGAUCAAAUGCAGAGAGUGGCAUUGCAAAUACAGGAUGUUGCCACUUCCUCACGUAUGACAACACUUGGUAGUCGAUCGAAACGUUUGCAAGCUUCUAUUUUGCAGCCAUUGGAGCAAUUGCAGAACGAAAUUCUUUAUCAUCUGACAGCAUUGGAAUUGCAGAGAGACCCAUGGGCCAAGCAGGUCAAUCAGACAUUAAACCAUUUGCGCAACAUACAAGGAUACUUGGAAAAGACAGCUACCGAAAUAUGCCAAAAUCAAACACGCAUCUAUACAGAGAGACUCAAGACGUAUCUCACAAAUAGUAAGUCGACCAUGUCAAGUCAGUUGGGUGAAACAACAGCAAAAUGCCGUCCAUUCUUUGAUAUAUUUGAUGCAAAUCGUAUAUUUCUAUGUAGAAAUAUUGUAGAUUACAUAAACGGUUUAUGGUUCUUUACGUUCAUAACAAUUCUAUUAUGGUCAAUUGGUACACCAGUAGGAUUAAAUAUGAUCUCCAUACAACGAGAAAUGGAUGGACUGAAAAAGGUGCAAGCACGUGCAGCUGAGCGAGCAAGUGAUAGCAGUGGUGGUAGACGACGACGUACGGAUCGCACUGAAAGGGCGACUAGUGCAGCAAGAGAUCGAAGUACAAGUAGUGCUUCCAGACCUAGGCCACAACUGCGUCGUUCUGCCACAGAAGAAACAUUGGAUAUAGCAGAUGAAGUUGAACCACAACGUCAAUUACGCGAUACUCGUAGCCGUGAACGAGAGAUAAGUAGACCUCGAGAAACACCCAGUGCAACUGCUACACCAGCACGCAGUAGAACACAGUUACGUCAUUCAGGCACCGAUAUUGAAGAUAACUGGGGUUCGUCUAGUGCUAGUAGAGGAACUUCUAUGGAACGUGAACAAAGUCAACCCAGAGGUUAUAGCAGUUACAGACCGCAGACACAGAAAACAAAACAGAAACCACAAUUACGUAAGCAAGGUACUGAAGAGUUGGAUAUGGAUGAUGAUAGUUGGUUUACAACUUGUACUGGUCGAGAGCAACGACGAGAUAGUAGAAGAGAGCAACAACAAGAUCGCAGCAUGCCUAGAACGCGACGUCGUACUGAAGAUGAGAGCUUUGAACAAGAUAGAAGACGUCCAGCUACACCAGUUUUAUCAGUCAAUCCAGAUGCACAACCUGCCGUUCCACAACCAAGAACUCCAUCGCGUUUGAGAAGUAGAGUCUCACUUACAUCUAGAGCUAUUGAAAAUAUCAUGACUUCGUCAACCGGUCGUAAUAGAAGAUUACAACGUACCGGUACUGAAGACUACGAUCUAGAUGACAGUGAGAUUUAUGGUGCUGCCACCGCAACUAAUCCAGCUGCUAUUGCUGCCGCUCGACGUACGCCACCAAGAACCGCACCACCACCACCACCACUUCCUGACACGAUGACCAGUUCACGUAAUGUUCGCUGGCAUGAAGAAGAUGAUUUGGUCUUUGAGGAUGCGGAUUAGGUUUAGGAGUUCAAUGAUCUCCUCUCCUUUUAUAGUAUUAAUUUUUACUUAUAUUCACAAGUUUCAUAUAAACAUAAACAUUUAACAUCACAUAUAUCAGAAGUAAAAAAAUAUUUUCCAUAACAAAUGCACGAUUUUAUAUAUGCUAAGCGUAUUUUAAAUUUUUAUUCUAUUUUA
This is a messenger RNA of Teleopsis dalmanni, 3564 nucleotides long. Its product is annotated as prominin-2-like. The transcript has 18 exons. The record is from RefSeq and is a predicted model, not a curated record. The annotation marks the transcript as partial. Lineage: Eukaryota; Metazoa; Arthropoda; Insecta; Diptera; Diopsidae. Gene Ontology annotation, cellular component: membrane.